AUAAGCGUGACAGUGUGAUGGCAUCAUUUUCAUUUCUGAUUUCUUAAAUUCCACAUUCAAAGGAAGGCAGCUUCAGUGAGACGUCGUCGUUUAUUGAAUUAGGUACUAAUUACAUUUGCAGUCUAUACAUUCAUAAAACUCUAAAUUAAAGGGCGGCUAAUUCUUUCCUAUAAAUAUCAUCCUCAUUUCAAUUCCUUUCUCGUCAACGCAUUUCAAAUUCAAUUCCAUCAGUCCUCAUACACAACAAACAAGAAAUCACUUCAAUGGCUACCAAAGUUUAUAUUGUAUAUUACUCCAUGUAUGGACACGUGCAGAAGCUUGCAGAAGAGAUCCAGAAAGGAGCUGCAUCUGUAGAAGGUGUAGAUGCUCUUCUCUGGCAGGUCCCUGAGACACUUUCAGAAGAGGUUCUUGGUAAGAUGAGUGCAUCGCCAAAGAGCGAUACUCCAAUCAUUACCCCAAAUGAGCUAGCUGAUGCUGAUGGCUUCAUAUUUGGCUUCCCCACAAGAUUCGGAAUGAUGGCUGCCCAGUUUAAGGCUUUCCUCGAUUCCACUGGCGGUCUUUGGAGGACUCAGCAGCUUGCUGGAAAGCCUGCUGGGAUAUUCUUUAGCACUGGAUCUCAAGGUGGUGGACAAGAAACUACUGCUUUGACUGCUGUCACUCAGUUGACUCACCAUGGCAUGAUCUUCGUCCCGAUUGGCUACACAUUUGGUGCCGGUAUGUUUGAGAUGGAGAAUGUGAAGGGAGGAAGCCCGUAUGGUGCUGGAACGUACGCCGGAGAUGGUUCAAGGCAGCCUACAGAGCUUGAAUUGCAGCAGGCAUUCCACCAGGGCAAAUACAUUGCUACCAUCACUAAGAAGCUCAAGGGCAGUGCUUAAGUCCAUAUGAUGCGUAGAAUUACAUAUAUACAAUGGUUCAUACACGUUGGGAACAUACAUUAUUUGUUUUAGAUCACUUCUUUAUUCCCGUGCCUUUUAAGUUGGUUUUGUUUCGUUUUUAAUUUAUUUAUGAAUAAAUAAAUGCUUGUAUUAUGUUUUGUACUGUUGAAAGAUAAAGUUUAUUGGGCUACAUGUUAAGCAAUAGAUUGUUGUACCUAAUUAACCAGUAUUGAACGGAGAGGUGUUUUAAGGGGAUA
Messenger RNA from Amaranthus tricolor (Joseph's coat), 1132 nucleotides. RefSeq names its product probable NAD(P)H dehydrogenase (quinone) FQR1-like 1. The transcript is spliced from 4 exons. The record is from RefSeq and is a predicted model, not a curated record. NCBI's taxonomy places the organism in Eukaryota, Viridiplantae, Streptophyta, Magnoliopsida, Caryophyllales, Amaranthaceae. Gene Ontology annotation, molecular function: NAD(P)H dehydrogenase (quinone) activity; FMN binding. Bases 264 to 875 code for a protein of 203 amino acids.